Molecule: messenger RNA, 2708 nt
Organism: Apis laboriosa (Himalayan honeybee)
Lineage: Eukaryota; Metazoa; Arthropoda; Insecta; Hymenoptera; Apidae
Product: ecto-NOX disulfide-thiol exchanger 2
Exons: 10
Coding region: 92-2485 (797 amino acids)
Biological process (GO): ultradian rhythm
Cellular component (GO): plasma membrane; external side of plasma membrane
Molecular function (GO): protein-disulfide reductase activity; RNA binding
Source: RefSeq, a predicted model, not a curated record
AGAAUUCUUAAAAAGUAAAUUAUUUUCCUCGACAUUUUAUUAUUUAUAAUUUCAAAACAUAACUGCAGAAUUAUAAAGAAUUUAAUAGAAAAUGGCUUACAAUUUUCCGGGUGUACCAGCAGCUGCUAUGCCACCAAUGGGUAUAGGACCAAUGGGACCUCUUGCUCCAAUUGCAGGUCCACAAAGUUUUAUGGAUUUAGCAAGCCAAGGAUUUCCUCCUUUACCUCCACCAAUACCACUGCCUGGAAUGAAUGAUUCUCCUUUAGAAUUUAGUACAAAUAAAAAUCAACCCCCAGUAGUUAGAGAAGCUCCAGAAGAUAAUAGUGAUAAAAGAAAUGAAAAAAGUGAUAUUCGACGAGAAAGAGAAAACAGAGAUAAUAGAGACACUAGGGAUAAUAGAAGAUCUAGGAGUGAUCGAAGUGAUCGGAGAGAGCGAGAUAGAGAAAGGAGAGAAGAAAGAAGUGAAAGAGAUCGAAGAGAAGAACGAAGGCCAGAUGAUCGAAAUAGUAUAAAUUCUAGCAAUAGCAAUAAUAGUCAUAAUAAUAAUUCAAAUAAUAACGAAAUUCCAUCUUCAUCAAAUACUGGUAACACUCCAAAUUUGGGAACUCAAAUGGAACAAGCAACAGGAGUUUGGGGAAUGGGAGUAGGAUAUCCAGUAAUGGGAAUGGGUCCAAUGGGUCCAAUGGGACCUAUGAUGAGUGAAAUGACACUUGGUCCACAUAUGGGACAUACUCAUAGUUAUGGCCCCAUGAGUAUGGGAAUGAUGUCACAUGAUGGUAGUAUGAUAGGUGCACAAAUAUUAGGACCAGAACAAAUAAUGAAUGAUGCUGCCCAAAUUAUGAGCAGUGCCUUACCUCCUCCACCAACAUCACAAGGUACCAAAGAAAUUAUACAUUGCAAAAGUUGUACGUUGUUCCCACCAAAUCCAAAUGCUCCACCUCCAACAACUAGAGAAAGACCUCCAGGAUGCAGAACAAUUUUUGUUGGAGGUUUACCUGAAAAUAUCACAGAAACGAUAAUUCAAGAAAUAUUCGAACGUUGUGGAGAAAUAACCACCUUGCGACUCUCUAAAAAAAACUUUUGUCAUAUACGUUUCGUACUCGAAAGUAGUGUUGAUGCAGCAAUUUAUUUAUCUGGAUAUAGAGUUAGAAUAGGAUCCAGUGGUGAUCCUGCAAAUACAGGCAGAUUACAUGUAGAUUUUGCUCAGGCUAGAGAUGACCAAUAUGAAUGGGAAUGUAGACAACGUCAAUUACAGAGAGAACAACGCCAUAGAGAAAGAGUUGAAAAGGAAAGACAAAGGGCACCAUCCAGUCCUCCUCCAGUAGUACAUUAUACAGAUCACGAAGCAUCAAAUAUUUGUGAAAAAAUUAAGCAAGACGAUACAUUCAUGAAAGCAGUGCAAACUAAAACUUUUAAAUUCCAGAAAACGCGUUCUGUUACGUUACAAAACAAGCGCAUUAAAUCAUUCCAGGUUGUCGUAACAUGGCUCGAGCGUGGAGACUGUACCAAACGCAAUGCUAACACUUUUUAUUCGAUGAUUCAAUCAACGAAUUCUCACGUUCGAAGGCUACUUACAGAAAAGGUCGCUUACGAAGAGGAACUCCAAAAAGCAAAGGAAUUAAUGAAGGGCAGAAUGCAGGGACUCUUAAUACAAUUCAGUCAGAUUGAACGCGUCUUUACUGCGGCCAGCCACAAGAAGGUCUGGGAUCACUUCACAAAGGCUCAACGGAAGAACAUCGAAAUGUGGAAGAAACAAUCUUCGGAAAUUAAAGCGGUACAAUUAGAAGAAUCUUUAAUGGAAGGUGAAGGAGAAAUGGAAGUUUCUGAUUCAGAAGAGGAACCGCAACGCAAAAAAGCACGCAAUCAGUCAGAUUCACAUGAUGAUAUUGAAAGAUUACAAACAUUGAAGGAGGAGAACGAUAGUCUUCGGUGUCAAUUGGAGGCAUAUAAAAACGAAGUGGAUUUGUUGAAAUCAGAGACAAAAAGUGAAAUAGAUGCAAAGGAUAAACAAAUGAAAAUGUUGCAACAAACCUUAAAAGGUAUGCAGGAACAAUUGAUGCAAUCGAGAAAGCAGCAAGCGCAAGAUGACGAAAAAAUUAAAGAUUUAACUGUAAAAUUAAAUGCUACAAAGAAGGAAGAACCUCGAGAAAGCGAAAUAAUAACAUUAGAUAAAGAUGACGAUGUUAACGAAGAACCUCGAACUCCGAAACAAUUAGUUUUAACAUCUAGCUUCGUACAAAUUUCUCAAAAAGAUGCCAAGUUAAUAGGAUUAAUAGCAACAUUUCUACAUAUUCAUCCAUUUGGUGCAAGUGUAGAUUAUUUAUGGUCUUAUUUACAAAAAAUGGAACCAGGUAUUAAACCAAAUGAAGUAGAAGCAUUAAUGCAACGAUUUCCUCAAGUCUUCAAACAAGAUUUAUUUGGAAUUGGAGCAAAUAUGGAAAGACGUUGGCAAUUUUCAGGUUUUAAUGUAUAUCGUAAUCACUGAUUCAUGUACUGAUAAUUAACUUUAGAAAAAAGUUAAAAAAAAUAUCUCUAUUAAAGAAUUUUUUAAUAUCAUCAUGUUAUGGUAUCUUAUGCCAUAUAGAUUUUUAUUGUGAUAUUUAUAAUUCUUGUAGUGAAUCUUUAUUUCAUAAUAUCGUUCUUAAGCAAAAUACUUGUAAAUAAACUUGAACGAUUUCAAAAAUUCUGGAAAAAUAUAAAUGUAUUUU